This is a messenger RNA of Cuscuta epithymum, 3930 nucleotides long. The record is from the annotation of a GenBank genome assembly. NCBI's taxonomy places the organism in Eukaryota, Viridiplantae, Streptophyta, Magnoliopsida, Solanales, Convolvulaceae.
AUUCUUAUGGUGUAUAAUUUUAGAGAGUAUUAUAAUGUGUUUGUGGAGUGAUCAAAAUGACGAAAUUGGAUGAAUUUCUAGAGGCAAAUGCGUGUUUGAAAUAAUAAGGAUGAAUCACACCUCUAGAAGACAGAAACUCGAAGCUGCUCUUAACAUUUUCAAAUAGGUUGCCAAACAGGUUUCAAAAGUGGGUGGAGAAUUUCAAAUUUAGAUCAUGUGUAGCACUGCUGAGUUUCGAUCAUGCCACCUGUAGUCAUACCGUAUAAUGUAUAGACAAAUUAGAAGUUGGAUGUACAAUAGGUAUGAUGAAAAUAGAGGUUAUCGGACAGAAUUUCUUGCCGGUGUUGCUGAAUUUCUCGCUUUUGCACUUGGACAAACACAAUAUAAGGAUGGUGAUAAAAUAAGAUGUCCUUGCAUUAAGUGUAAAAACCUUAAAUACCUUUCUUCUCAGAGUGUUGAAUGGCAUUUGUGGACGAGAGGCUUUGUUGACAAUUAUUAUAAUUGGACUUCUCAUGGCGAGCCAUUCGACCCAUCACUUUUACCACAAACAGUAGGUUCAUCUCGUCAUGUUCCUAAUGAAAUGGGUGAAUGGGGAGAUUAUGAUCAAAUGACAUGGGGCCAUCAAAUGGUAUACGAUAUAUUUGGUGCUUCAACCUCGCAAUUUAACCAUAAUGUCGAGCCAUUGAAUAAUCCCCCCCAAAGCCAGAGCUCUAAUGUCCCACACGGCGAUGAGAAUCCAAGCUCUUAUGUUCCAUAUUAUGUUGAUGAAUUAGGAGAGAGAUUCCAAGAUGUCUUAAAAGCAGCCGAUCAACCUCUUUAUGCCGACUGUGAGGGUCACUCUCAACUAUCGGCAGUUACAGAGUUGUUAAACAUAAAAUCUGAAUAUAACCUUCCUGAAAAUUGCAUGUCUAGAUUGUUGCAGUUUGUUGGGGGGAUGUUACCGCGUGAUCAUAGUCUUCCCAGUACAUAUUAUGACAUGAAACGAUUAGUCUCUCAGUUGGGGCUUCCUGUUAUAGAAAUUGAUGCGUGUCCUUCUGGAUGCAUGUUGUAUUGGAAAGAUGAUGAGAUACUAGUUAACUGCAAGUUUUGUGGAAUGGAUAGAUACAAACCUCUUCCACAAACUCGCAAAAAACCGCGGUACAGGUCUGCACUGUCUAAAUUAUUUUACCUCCCUCUAGCUCCACGAUUGAAGCGAAUAUAUGCUUCAAACGUUACUGCAAAACACAUGACAUGGCAUGUGGAGCAUGAAACUAAAGAAGGAUUGAUGUGUCAUCCUUCAGAUGGGGAAGCUUGGAAACAUUUUGACCGUUGUCAUCCUCAAUUUGCAAUGGAGCCUCGUAAUGUUCGUCUGGGAUUAUGUUCAGACGGUUUUGCUCCAUAUGGGCAGUUUGGAAGCAAGUUUUCAUGUUGGCCUAUCAUGUUAACUCCGUAUAAUCUCCCACCUGAUAUGUGCCUGAAGAGUCAUUUCAUAUUUUUGUCUUUAAUUUGUCCAGGCCCAAAAGAUCCGAAAAAGAGAAUAGACAUUUAUCUACAGCCUCUAAUCGAGGAGAUGAAAGAACUUUGGACUGUUGGGACACCAACAUAUGAUGUCUCUCGAGAUCAAAUGUUUAUUAUGAAAGCUGCCAUUAUAUGGACCAUUAGCGAUUUUCCAGCAUAUGGGAUGCUUUCCGGAUGGAGCACUGCUGGUCUUUUGGGAUGUCCAGUUUGUAUGGAAAAAUCUGGUGCAAUCUUUCUUAAGCAUAGUCGCAAACCAAGUUAUUUCGAUUGUCACCGCAAAUUUCUUCCGGCCAAUCAUCGCUAUCGAAGAGAUAAGAAGUCAUUCUUAAAGGGAAGAACUGUACGUGACCCCCCACCCCCUAGGCUGUCUGGAGAUCAACUUUUGAAUCGUGUUCGACGUAUUCCUACAGCUAUGGAGUUGCCAAACCAAAAUCCUGAAGGUUUUUGCGUUACACAUAAGUGGACUAAAAGGAGUAUAUUCUGGGAGUUGCCUUAUUGGAAAGACCUUCUCAUUCGCCACAAUCUUGAUGUGAUGCAUAUUGAGAAGAAUGUAUUUGAUAAUAUCUUUAACACUGUCAUGGACUUCAAAAAAAAACAAAGGAUGGUGUAAACUCAAGAAAGGAUAUUACAGUGUGGUGUGAUAGACCUGAACUUGGUGUUGAUCCUGAAUACCAAGGUAAAACAAUUCCAAAAGCAAUUUAUCAACUCACAAAGGAGCAGCAAAUUUUAAUAUUAAUGUGGCUAGGGUCUCUCAAAUUCCCGGAUGGAUAUUGCUCCAAUUUGUCGAGGUGCAUAGACGCAGAAAAACUUGUCAUGAAGGGCAUGAAAAGUCAUGAUUGUCAUGUAAUCAUGCAAAGACUUCUUCCAAUUGCUUUAAGGGACAUGCUUCCCCCAAAUGUUUGGAAUUGUAUUACGGAAGUUAGUUUGUUGUUUCAAACAUUAUGUUCCACUGUUUUGGAGACUGAAGCGCUCAAAGAACUAGAGAAAAGUGUUCCCAUCCUAAUGUGCAAUUUGGAAAUGAUUAUGCCUCCAUCAUUCUUUGAUACAAUGGAACAUUUGCUAGUACAUCUUCCCUAUGAGGCCAUUAAUGCCGGUCCUGUCUUUUAUCGUUGGAUGUACCGCUUCGAGAGGUUUUUGAGAGACUUGAAAAAGAAAGUCACUAAUAAAGCACAUGUGGAGGCGUCGAUUUGCCAAGCUUAUCUGACUCAAGAAAUCUCCACAUUCUCGUCUUUUUAUUUUGAGCGGGAUGUGAUUACUAAAAGAAAACGACCAGCCCGAAAUGACGACAUUGGUGAGGACUCAUAUGAUAAUGUAGUUUCUAUUUUCAAUUAUCCAGGUAGAGGCAAAGGAGCCGCAACUUACCGCUACAUUAUCGGUGAAGAAUAUCUGAGGGCUUAUACAUACAUUUUAAUGAACUGUCAAGAAAUUGAGCCAUUUUACAAUGAAUUCAGAGCAUCACGGUCUCAAUUCCCUGAUCAUAUAAUUGAUGAGAUGGUGAAUUCCGAAUUUGCAUCAUGGUACCAGAAUAAGAUACGUAGCUGUGACAAUGUUGACCCCAUUCUACAAUCUUUAGCGUGGGGACCUACUACUCAUGCCAAAGUUUGGCACUCAUAUGUUAUAAAUGGUUACACCUACCAUACACGCGCUUAUGGUGAGGACAGACCCACAAUGAAUAGCGGAAUAUGUGUCCCAACAGUUGGGUAUGAUAAUUCCGAAACAAACUUUUUUGGCUUUUUGGAAGAGAUUCUAGAACUGAGUAUGCCGCGAGUAAAACAAGAACUAUCAAUUGUUCUUUUUCGAUGCACAUGGGUUGAUCCGAUACGAGGUGUGAAAAAACAUUCAAAAUAUAACAUCAUUGAUGUUAAUCAUUCUAGAGUGUAUCGAAAAAAUGAACCUUUUAUCCUCGCCCAACAAGCUGCACAAGUAUAUUACGCCGAAUAUCCUUCGACGCGACAAACACCGAAUCCGUGGGUCUGUGCAUGCACUAUCCGCCCUAGGAAAAUUGUCACACAAGCUCAGCACAAAGACGUUGAUUUAGAUGCUUUUCAACAAGAGUAUUUUCAGCCACCGCCUGUUGUUGAAGCUAUCACAGAUAACAUUGUGUUGAGUGAUCCAAGCGGGGCAGAAAUCGAAGUUGUUCUACCUAAAAAUACUUCGUUCCCAAUUCCUCAAACAGAACUAGAGAUAGUUCAACAACAAGAGGAAGAAGAAGACGAAGAAGAAGACGAAGAAGAAUGGAUAUCUGGUGAAGAUACAGAGGAAGAAAUUAUUUAUGAAGAAGAUCAUGAUUCUGAAAGCGAUUAAUUGAUAUUUAUUGUAUUACUCAUUCUACGAACUUAUUGUGGUACUUGUAUUUAUUAAUUUAUGUUGUCAAUAAUUCUCUAUUUUUCUUGUUACUUGUCGAAUAUCUAAUACAACUCAUUUAUAGUUGUA